CAUUUGACAGACGCAUUUGUUUGUUUUGUUUUGAACAAGAUUGAAAUUUGUUUGAACAUUUUGGAAUCAGUAUUCCAUUGAAGAGUAUUUUUCCCGUAACGAAGUCUAUAAACUCCAAAAAUCGUUACAAUGGACAUAGGAGUAGAGUUCCUGGAAAUCAACACUUGUGCUGUUUGUUUGAAUGAACGCCCCGACUUACUAGCAGUACAGUUCGACGAGACGCAAGACCGUAAUAUAGGUCCGAUUCUGGUGAAGCAUUUGUGGUUUCAGCCCGAACAACUUUACUACAAAAAUGUCUGUGGACAAUGUUGGGAUCAUGUGAAUAUUUUCAACAUUUUCUACAACAGUGUGGAGAAAGCACACAUUAAUCUGGAACUAUCUGCGGAGGCAGCGGGUCUGGUUGGAUCCUGCAAGACAGAGCCAUUAACGUUGGAUUCGGAAUCACUGGAGACCUAUGAACUAGAAGUUGAAGAUUCUGUCAAUUUUAAGAAAGAAAAAAAUGAGAACCUUCUCAAGGAAGCAGAUACAAAGCAAAAGCAAGAGAAUAAUGAUAAACAAAAGCAUAAUACACCACAUAAAGAACCUGAAGCUGAGUUGGACGAUGCAUGUGAAGAUUUUGAACAUUCAGAUUAUGAACCAAAUGAUUCAAAGUCCGAAUCGGAAAGUUCUGAAGAAAAUGAUAACCUUUCAGAGCAGAUUAAAAAACCACUCCGUAAAGUUCGUAAAAAACAGUCAUUUCAAAAAUCGCCUAAAACAUCAAUUCGAAGUUAUAAUAAACCCACUGAACAAAUCGAAGAAGAGGACAGGAAGAUAAUCACGCACUGUAAGUUACAGUGUACGGAAUGUGAAGAAUCGUCUCCUCGGUUUUCUGAUUUCAAGCAGCAUGCACGAAAAGUACAUCAUAUCGCCCACCCGGUGGUGAUUUGCUGCGGUCGUAGGUUCAACAAACGCAUAAAGCUGCUCGAACACGUCACGAAACAUAUGAAUCCGGAUGCGUUCCAGUGCACACUGUGUGAAAAAUCCUAUUGCAAUAGUCUGAAUUUGCGGAUUCACAUGAUGAGGCAUAACCCGCCGGAUAAAUUGGACCACAAGUGUGAUAAAUGCGAACGAUCCUUUGCGAAGAAGUACCAACUGAAUGCACAUCAGCUGAGGCAUGUGCCAGAGGAGGAACGGACGUUCAUCUGUACAUCUUGCAAGAAAAGCUUUGCCACAUCAUCACAGUUGAACGUGCACAUGAAGUCUACACAUCAACCACAGGAAUCUUACAUCUGCGAAGUAUGUGCUAAACACUUUAAAUCCCGAUCACAAUUCCAAAAACAUCAACAGGAACAUAGUGACUCAUAUCAGGAAGUAAGACAGCAAUGUAAAAUUUGUUCUAAAUGGAUGAAAAAUGCCAGUAGCCUUCGGAAACAUGUGUUACGUCACGACGGCGAAGGUGAAAUACAUGAGUGUAAACUGUGUGGCAAACGAGCACCCAACGUAUUAGCUCUGAAGAGCCAUAUUAGUUUCGUGCACAAAAAGAAUAAGCCGUACCAGUGCACUCUUUGUCCAAAAGCCUUCAAAAGACAAUUUACUCUUAUAGAGCACAUGACGACGCACACGGGUGAUGUCCUAUACCACUGCAAAAUCUGUUCGAAGAAAUUCAACUCGUCGGCGAACAUGCAUGCACAUAGAAAGAAAAUGCAUCCUCUAGAAUGGGAAGAAAGUAAACGGAUGAGUGAGUUGCCAUUUUCUGGUAUUACUGGAGCGGAGUAUUUACGUAGUGAUUGUUGAAAUAAAUGACAUGUCCAUGUGUUUCAAUAAAAAUACUCUAGGAA
Messenger RNA from Armigeres subalbatus, 1817 nucleotides. Its product is annotated as transcription factor grauzone-like. The record is from RefSeq and is a predicted model, not a curated record. The coding region runs from base 130 to 1773 and encodes 547 amino acids. The transcript is spliced from 6 exons. Gene Ontology annotation, biological process: regulation of transcription by RNA polymerase II. NCBI's taxonomy places the organism in Eukaryota, Metazoa, Arthropoda, Insecta, Diptera, Culicidae. Gene Ontology annotation, cellular component: nucleus. Gene Ontology annotation, molecular function: zinc ion binding; RNA polymerase II transcription regulatory region sequence-specific DNA binding; DNA-binding transcription factor activity, RNA polymerase II-specific.